Molecule: messenger RNA, 1023 nt
Organism: Epithele typhae
Lineage: Eukaryota; Fungi; Basidiomycota; Agaricomycetes; Polyporales; Epitheliaceae
Exons: 4
Coding region: 1-1023 (340 amino acids)
Biological process (GO): DNA recombination; DNA integration
Molecular function (GO): DNA binding
Source: RefSeq, a predicted model, not a curated record
AUGAAAGGUCCGGAGGUAGCCCGAGUUACAUACAGCUACGUGCAGAAGAUGCGAGCAGCAGCUAGCCACUUUUUCGUGCGCGUUUACAAGCUCGGUGGCGCAACGGAGGAGUGGUCUGAGGACCCGCGCAGACCCGGUCGCUGGCGAGGCAACCCGUGCAUGUCGCAGACGGUCGUCCAGUACAUGGCCAGCCUCAAACGUCGCAUGACCCGCAACGGCGCCGAAGUGAUCAGCGCACAAGCGAUAGAUGAGAGCAUGCUAAAGAAGCUCUAUGAGCAGAACAAGAAUUACCCGAUUGAGGACGACCUGAUUACGAAGACACGCAAGCGCAAGGCGGACGAACUGGACUCCGAGCUCGGUCUCUGGGCUGGGUACAAGCUGCGGACGAUGAUCCAGGCACUGUACAUAGUCUCGUUCAUCUGCCUGCUGCGGUACGACGAGGCCCUCCGCAUCCAGUUCAACCAUAUUGAGCUUGCCUACGACGAGGACGAGCCUGUGGUGAUCCUUCGGCUCCCCUUCCGCAAGACCCAUCAGACCGGAGGCAUCCUCCCGUUCUACCUGUGGCGCAACCCGGAGAAGCCAUGGUUGUGUCCAGUCACCGCAAUUGCAAAGUGGUACGCUCUGUUCAACCACAUGAACUACGAGCCUCGCGGCUACGUUUUCCGGUCCCGGAGCGGCUACGACCAGAUUGCCAGCAGCCCAACAGACGGCUUGAGUUCGGCCGCAUUCAUGACGAUCUUCCGCUGCAACCUGUUCGAAAUCGGCAAGGACCCACGCCCGUUCGGCACACACUCAUUCCGCCGUGGUGGUUGCCAGUACCUGGCAAUGGUUCGCCGCUGGCACAUCCGCGACGUCUGCCUGUGGGGCGGGUGGAGCACUCGGAGUGACAACCCGAGCACGGUGUGGAAGUACCUUAGCUCCAUCGUGGACACUCCAAACGUCCAGCGCCAGGACUUCUUCAACCCGUACCGCCUCGGGACCGCACCAUGCACCCAUUGCCGCCGCACCUGCCACUGCGCUUGA